AUGGUACACGAAAUACUUCCUCAAAACCCUCUCAAAGACGAGAAGAGAGUGCAAACUGAACCUCUCUUUGGACAACUAAAUGGUGCGAAAGAUGUACUAAGCUCAGAAGGUGCCACCAAGAAAAUGCAGCACACUGGCCUUUACCUCUCACAGGUUGAACGAGACUCGCUAGGGGAACGGCCUCAUAGAGGCUUAGCAUCCACAAUCGCCAUCGUAACGGGAGCUGGCGCCCGAGGCUACUCGAUUGGGAUUGGCCGAGCUGCAGCUAUCAUGUUAGCAGAAGCUGGAGCGAAUGUUAUCUGCGUGGAUAAAGACCACGAGUCGGCGCAGAGGACCGUCGAAAUGAUCCAAUACCUCCAUCUGGAAGGAAGAGCAGUCGCCUGGACUGCGGAUAUCACCAACGAACGCCAAUGUCAAGAGGUGGUCGAUUUUACAUUGCGCGAGUUUGGGAGAGUCGACAUUCUCGUAAACAACGUGGGUAUUCAUGGAGCCAAAGGAACGGCCGAGACAGUGGACCUAGCAUACUGGGAUUCCGCGAUGCAGGUCAAUGUCAAAAGCAUGAUAGCCAUGUCGAAAUAUGCCAUUCCGGCUAUGAAACAGGAGAAACCAGGCCACUAUGGGAAAGUGAGAGGCAGGAUUAUCAACAUUGCAAGUGUGAACGGCAUCAGAGGAGGGUCCCCAGACAUUCUCUACCCGACUAGCAAAGGGGCGAUAGUGAAUAUGACUCGAGCAAUGGCAGCACAUCACGGUCCGAGCGGUAUCACCGUCAACUGUGUCUGUCCCGGGGCUGUAUACACACCCAUGGUCGGGGGGUUUGAAGGCGGCACCAUGAACGUGGAGAUUCGCAAGAGCAGAGCUCAAAGAAGUCUACUGGGAACGGAAGGUAACGGCUGGGAUGUCGGUGCCGCCAUUAGAUUCUUGGCCAGUGAAGAAGCCAGGUGGAUUACAGGAGUCGUCCUGCCAGUCGACGCUGGAGCUACUGCCGCCGUGGGAUUUGGGCACAACAUGGGACAUUGA
This is a messenger RNA of Exophiala spinifera, 1017 nucleotides long. RefSeq lists its product as uncharacterized. The transcript is spliced from 3 exons. Gene Ontology annotation, molecular function: oxidoreductase activity, acting on the CH-OH group of donors, NAD or NADP as acceptor. The coding region runs from base 1 to 1017 and encodes 338 amino acids. NCBI's taxonomy places the organism in Eukaryota, Fungi, Ascomycota, Eurotiomycetes, Chaetothyriales, Herpotrichiellaceae. The record is from RefSeq and is a predicted model, not a curated record.